This is a messenger RNA of Trichosporon asahii var. asahii CBS 2479, 1098 nucleotides long. RefSeq names its product protein-arginine N-methyltransferase. The coding region runs from base 1 to 1098 and encodes 365 amino acids. Gene Ontology annotation, biological process: peptidyl-arginine methylation. Lineage: Eukaryota; Fungi; Basidiomycota; Tremellomycetes; Trichosporonales; Trichosporonaceae. Gene Ontology annotation, molecular function: protein-arginine N-methyltransferase activity. The transcript has 9 exons. The record is from RefSeq and is a predicted model, not a curated record.
AUGGCGCCCUCUGAAGACGUUACCAUGGACGGCAAGAAUGAAGUCAAGAAACCCGUCGAGGAUGGCGAGAACAACAGCCUCCAGAACCAGGCGAACAUGAUCGGCGACGUGUCAAGAACUGGCACCUACCGCAAGGCUAUCCUUGGAAAUGCUGCUGCGGCUAUUCGCGACAAGGUCGUGCUGGACGUUGGAGCCGGUUCCGGUAUCCUGUCUUACAUGGCGGCUCAGGCCGGCGCGAAGGCUGUCGUUGCCCUCGAGGCGUCGAGCAUGGCGGAGAAAAUUCAGAUUCUCGUUGAUCAGGCCAACAAGGACGAGACCAACCCGCAUCUGCGCAACCGAGUCCGCGUGGUGAAGGGCAUGGUCGAGGACAAGAAGGUCCAGGAAGACGUGAUGAAGACGGGAAAGGUUGACACGAUCAUCUCUGAGCCCAUUGGCGUUAUGCUGCUUCACGAGCGGAUGGUGGAGACUUUCCUCCUCGCUCGCGACCUCUUCCUUAAGCCCGGCGGCAGCAUCCUGCCCUCGGCCGGUCACAUCUUCUUCUGCCCCUUCUCGGACGAGGGGCUGUUCAACGAGACUGAGCAGAAGUUCUUCAACCAGACCCUCUUCGGUACCGACUUCACCGCACUUUACGAGCCGGCUCGAACGGAGGUCUUCGCGCAGCCUGUUGUCGGAAUCUUCCCUCCGACCUCGCUGAUGUCGGCGCCAAUGGCCCCCAAGACGUUUGACUUCUACACCUGCAAGCUCGACGACCUGCUUGACUUUGAGAUCCCGAUUGAGUUCAUCGCGUCGCGGACUGCUGUCAUGCACGGGCUGGCAUCGUGGUUCGACCUCGACUUUGAGCCGAGCCCGCCGAACCAGCCGGCUGAUGAGACGGAGGAGGAGCUCGUGCGUCAGUGGGACUACCCGGUUGGACAGGCGUCUGCCAACUGGCUGUGGAUGCCGGGAGAGCUGCCGCUGAACCCGGGUCCGACGCCGGAACCGCCACGCAAGGGCCUGAAGGUCACGCUGUCGACGGGACCCAACGCAGGCGCGCUUGCUGCUUCCGGAGCCGCUGGCCGUGAACCGGAACGAAAAGGUCGUCGGCUCGAUCAAGUUUAA